This is a messenger RNA of Pongo pygmaeus (Bornean orangutan), 1472 nucleotides long. RefSeq names its product adaptor related protein complex 3 subunit sigma 1 (gene AP3S1). Lineage: Eukaryota; Metazoa; Chordata; Mammalia; Primates; Hominidae. Gene Ontology annotation, biological process: Golgi to vacuole transport; intracellular protein transport. Bases 1 to 882 code for a protein of 293 amino acids. The record is from RefSeq and is a predicted model, not a curated record. The transcript has 6 exons. Gene Ontology annotation, cellular component: AP-3 adaptor complex; membrane coat.
AUGUGUUUCUCCGCGACUACGGACCUCGGGAGAGGAGCGGUGGGCAACGUGUCCGUGCUGGGUCGAAUGCGCACACUCCCAUUAGGCCGCUGGCUCGGACCUAGAAAUGUUUCCGCUUUCCUUAGUGCCUGCCCCGCCCAGGCCCCGCCCCUUGGGCCCCGCCCGGCGGCUCGGGAGCGCGCGCGGGCGCGUGCGGGAGGGGGCGGGUGGGGAAGGAUCGCAGGCGAGAUUACGAGGCGAGGCUUGCGCGCCCGCCCCCGCCCUGGCCCCCAGUGCCCACCCGGUCGGCCCGGCACAGCCAUGAUCAAGGCGAUCCUAAUCUUCAACAACCACGGGAAGCCGCGGCUCUCCAAGUUCUACCAGCCCUACAGUGAAGAUACACAACAGCAAAUCAUCAGGGAGACUUUCCAUUUGGUAUCUAAGAGAGAUGAAAAUGUUUGUAAUUUCCUAGAAGGAGGAUUAUUGAUUGGAGGAUCUGACAACAAACUGAUUUAUAGACAUUAUGCAACGUUAUAUUUUGUCUUCUGUGUGGAUUCUUCAGAAAGUGAACUUGGCAUUUUAGAUCUAAUUCAAGUAUUUGUGGAAACAUUAGACAAAUGUUUUGAAAAUGUCUGUGAACUGGAUUUGAUUUUCCAUGUAGACAAGGUUCACAAUAUUCUUGCAGAAAUGGUGAUGGGGGGAAUGGUAUUGGAGACAAAUAUGAAUGAGAUUGUUACACAAAUUGAUGCACAAAAUAAGUUGGAAAAAUCUGAGGCUGGCUUAGCAGGAGCUCCAGCCCGUGCUGUAUCAGCUGUAAAGAAUAUGAAUCUUCCUGAGAUCCCAAGAAAUAUUAACAUUGGUGACAUCAGUAUAAAAGUGCCAAACCUGCCCUCUUUUAAAUAAAAAUGUAAAAAGGCCACUCCCAGGUAAAAUCCAGGGUGAGGAGUCAUCUAAGUUUACCAUGCAGUUGUUUACCAAAAAUAGAGGAGGAGAGUCUUAACUUUUGCUCUUGGAUUUAAGUCAAGGUACUGUAUAGAAGUUGUGUAAAAUCAGUAUGAAAGUUCAAUGUUGCUUUUCUUGCUCAGUGAUUUUAAAGAAAUUGAGUAGUUCCUAUGUGAUUUUUUUUUUCUUUUCUAAACUGCAUUCCUGUGCCCACCUACGGCAUGCCUCUAUGUAUUGGCUACUACAGUGUUUUAAAAAGUGUUUCAGACAUUUCUCUAAUUAUGUACAACCUAAAAUGUUGGUGUUUUGUAUGGAUCACAAGUGCAGCAUUCCUUAAUUCCUUCUGCUAUAUGUCACACAAUUGUUAUUUAAAGAACCAAGUAUGUAUUGCAUGAAAACAUUAUGACUUUUUUCUCUUAGUUUAAAUAAACUCCAAGGUAACUGGACUUCUAAAGCACCUUUCUGUUUGCCUGAUAUCUACUUUAGCAAUAAUUUUUUUUACAACCCUCUGACUCAACAAAGUAAAUAAAAGUAUAUUUUAUCACUAUUAA